GAUAUGGAUAAUGAAGUAAAUGAAUUAAAUUGUUUUAUUGACAAUGUAUUUUAUUCGUUUUUUUAUUUUAAAGCAUGUUAUUGUUAAAGCAAAUCAUUAAACUUUAUUAUCAUUAUAUUUAUCAUCACACCACUGAAACAAUAUUGUUCAAGUUUAAAUAUAAAUGUCCAGUAUUGAUAAGUAUUGUAAGUGGAAGCCCAUAUUGAACAAGAAACAUUCGACACUUGAAUAAUGGAUAAAGAUAUUUCAGACGAGUUUAUAAUAAAAACAGAAGAAACAGAAUACGAACCUAACGAAAAAGGACUAGGUCAUGAACUAUUUCAUUGCAUGGUUAAGAAUGGAAGAAAAAUUGCCCAAUACAUAGAGGAAACUGAAGAAAUUGAUUUCUACGACUCCCUUCUACAAAGAUGUAUUAGAACUGCCAUAACUUUACUAACAAAAGGAGUAACACAAGACGAUAUUAUUACGAUAUGUAGUGAAAAUCAUGUUAAUACAUGUGUACCAUUUAUAGCUACACAAUUCAUCGGUGCUAAAGUGGCAUCAUUAGAUGUUUCCCUGUCAAGUACAGAAAUAGCACAUUUACUUAAACAAGUAAAUCCAAAAAUAAUAUUUGUAUCUGAAAAAUCAAUCAAUUUAAUUGAGAAAGCUUUGUAUGAAACAAAAAUUAACACUGAAUUAGUCGUUUUUGGAGUUUCAAAUAAAUACUGUCAAUUCACAGAAUAUUUAAAGAAGCAAAAGAAUGAGAGUUACUUCAAACCAAGCCCAAUAAAAAACAAUAAACAAACUGCAAUUAUAUUCUUCAGCAGUGGUACUACUGGAUUACCUAAAGGAAUUUGUAUAAGUCAUUACAGUAGAAUGAAACAGGUGGUAAAUCAAAUAAAAUUAUGGAACUACGGAGAUACAUGUAAUUUAAGUAAUUACUAUUUUAAACCACAAGUUGUAUCGGAUGGAUGCUUAUUAAAUUAUGCUGGUUUAUACUGGAUCUCUAGUGUGGGUGUCCUAAUAAGAGCUGUAUUUACUGGACAGGCUAGAAUGGUUUGUGAAAAUUUUGAUGAAAAUAAAUUUUGGCAUACUUUAGAGAAAUAUAAGAUUUCAAGCUUGUUUAUAACCCCUGUUGAUUUCAAUAAACUGAGGAUGAUCAAAAAGCCUAUAGUUGAUCUUUCAAACUUGAAAGUUGUUCUAACAGGCAGUUGUCCCAUUUCUGAAACGAUGAUGAUAACAUUGAAAGAUUAUUUUCCUAACACUGUUAUAAUUCAUGCAUACGGACAAACUGAAUGUGGUGGUCUUUUAAGUUCUUUUGAUGUGAAUAAUAAAUUGGAUCUACUAGGACAACUUAAACAUCCUUUAUCAUGUGGAAAACCAGUUCCUGGAAUUUGGUAUAAAGUAGUAGACCUGGAUACCGAAGAAACAUUGGGUCCUAAUCAAAAGGGUGAAUUGAGGUACAAAACCAAGUAUGCAAUGAAUGGCUAUUACAACUUAGAUUCAUCAUCAGCUUACGACAAUAAUGGUUGGUUGAAGUCGGGAGAUAUAGUAAUAUACGACGAAAAUCAGUACUUUUACGUAGUAGAUCGGGUGAAAGAAAUGCUAAAAUAUCAAGGAUGGCAUGUAGCACCAGCGUAUUUGGAAGGCAUUCUUGAAAGUCAUCAACUAAUAAGAGAAGCUGCGGUUAUUGGGUUACCUCAUGAGCACGACGGAGACCAUCCAAUGGCUCUUAUCGUUUUAAAAAAUAAAGACUCACUUUUAAGUGAACGUGAUGUUGAAACAUUUUUGGAAGGAAAAAUUUCAGAUAAGCAGAAAUUACGAGGAGGUAUUAAAUUUAUUAAUGAUAUACCGAGAACUUCAGUGGGAAAAAUAAGAAGAUUACAUUUGAAACAAAUGGUACUAAACAAUGAAAUUUGAUCAAUAUUAUCAACACACAAAAGUUGUAUAAGAUAGAUACAGUUGUAUAUACUUACAGUUCAACGUAAUAAAUUUUUUUCAUAAUUAUACAGUAUCAUAAACUA
Molecule: messenger RNA, 2003 nt
Organism: Aethina tumida (small hive beetle)
Lineage: Eukaryota; Metazoa; Arthropoda; Insecta; Coleoptera; Nitidulidae
Product: luciferin 4-monooxygenase
Exons: 6
Coding region: 232-1899 (555 amino acids)
Biological process (GO): fatty-acyl-CoA biosynthetic process; long-chain fatty acid metabolic process
Molecular function (GO): long-chain fatty acid-CoA ligase activity
Source: RefSeq, a predicted model, not a curated record